Messenger RNA from Botrytis byssoidea, 1176 nucleotides. RefSeq lists its product as uncharacterized. The record is from RefSeq and is a predicted model, not a curated record. Gene Ontology annotation, molecular function: actin filament binding. The coding region runs from base 134 to 643 and encodes 169 amino acids. Gene Ontology annotation, cellular component: actin cytoskeleton; Arp2/3 protein complex. The transcript has 5 exons. NCBI's taxonomy places the organism in Eukaryota, Fungi, Ascomycota, Leotiomycetes, Helotiales, Sclerotiniaceae. Gene Ontology annotation, biological process: Arp2/3 complex-mediated actin nucleation; actin filament polymerization.
GUCCGGGGCUGCUUGACUCCUUGAGUAUUAGAGAAAGCCCCACCAAAGCAUCGACAACACGUACGGCUGGUUGGUACUGUUGAUGACAUCUUCUUAUUGAAAGGAGGUAUUCGAAAUAAGAAACAUCAACGAGAUGUCUCAAUCAUUGCGACCUUACCUUCAAUGCGUACGAUCCUCCUUGACAGCAGCUCUAUGUCUCUCGAACUUCGCAUCCCAGACUUCCGAAAGACACAAUGUGCCCGAAAUUGAAGCUAAGACUUCACCGGAAGUUCUGUUAAAUUCAUUGACAGUCGCACGAAAUGAGAAUGAACGGGUUCUCAUUGAACCCAGUAUCAACAGUGUCCGUAUCAGUAUCAACAUCAAACAAGCAGACGAAAUUGAGCACAUUCUCGUACACAAAUUUACCAGGUUCUUGACUCAACGAGCAGAAGCAUUCUUCAUUCUUAGGAGGAAACCCGUUAAGGGCUACGAUAUCUCGUUUUUGAUUACGAACUUCCACACGGAGGAGAUGUUAAAGCAUAAGCUGGUGGACUUCAUCAUAGAGUUCAUGGAGGAAGUUGAUAAGGAAAUCUCGGAGAUGAAGCUAUUUUUGAAUGCUCGUGCAAGAUUCGUUGCAGAAUCGUUCUUGACACCAUUCGAUUAAGCUUGGGGUUGGUUUUUGGAGUAUACUAUAUUGAUAGUAGCAUAUAUGAGAUCAGCGGUGUGGGAAGUCGACAUUUUGAUCCGGCGUUUCGGAGAAUAAAAGAUCUUAUAAAUAGGCUAUCAGCUGGUAUUCAUUACCUUGUAUCAUUUCUGGGUGAAAGAACAUAUUAUCACUGCGAAGGACAUGCAAUCUUCAUUUAAGGUCUUAUUCAUAUCGCGGCUUUGACACAUUUGUUUCCAUACAGUCUUCUGAAUUGAUUGUUCAUAUCACUGUGGUGUAUCUUCAUUCUGACGUGCUAUAUAGUUUCUGUAUUGUGCGGUGGAAGGGGUCUAAAAUGAGCUUUGUGGGAUCUUGAAUGGAAUCAAAUUACUUGAACUUACCCGCAGUAACAUUCUUCGAUGUGUGUACGCUCAAUGUGAUACGAGCAAUGCGGGACCACAAUUGACGAUCUUGAGCUUCAUGAUGAAUACUUGAGCCAGGGAAUUGACAGGAGCACUUGGAAUUUGUUGAACUUACCUGUCAAGCAAUCGCCA